AAUGUUUAAUUAAUAUUUCUAAAAAGUAAAUAUACACUUAAAAAUUUUUGAAGAAAAAAAAAACAAAAUUGAGUAUUUUGUUUUCGGUUUACAUAUUUUCGAUUUACACCAACAUGGCUGCCAAAAGUGAUGGAGAAUACGAAGAAUGGCUAGAAAAUGUUAUGAGCUACUAUGCAAAACUUGAUGACACCCAGAAAAAUUUUACAAUUGACUGCCUGAUUGCUUGCAGUGGAUCAUCCCAGUUGUGCCACUUGCAUGCUAAAACAUCAGAGCUGCUUCAUCGUGACUUUCUCAGACUUCUGCCUGUUGAAUUAAGGGAACAUCUUUUAUCUUUUCUGGAUGGAAAGUCCUUGUUGACUUGUUGUAGUGUGAGCAAAGUGUGGAAUGAUGUUAUAAACUCCUCAUCAAGAGUUUGGCUUGGUGCUUGUAUACGCUCUGGUCUCCUAGUUAACAAAUCCAUAGACAAUGGCGAUGCUAAGUAUUGGAAAUCUUUUUUUCUUAAAAUGGCUCAAAGAAGACAUCAUAUGAAAACCUAUAAAUGCUUCACAGAUAAAACUUAUAAUAGAAAUCUUCGUCGUGUUACUGCUGUAUAUUACUACAAAGGGAAAGUUGCUACUGCUUCUGACAGCAAAAUCAUCCAAAUUUGGAACUGUACAAACGAGUCAUGCAUUUUGACCAUAAGGACUGAUUCGAGCAUUGCUUAUAUUAAGUUUGACGAUAACAUUAUUAUUGCUUCAUCAUACCUGGGUCACAUGGUCUCAUGGGAUGCUAUUACUGGGGAACGUCUAGCUGAGUAUAUGCGUCACAGUGGUGCAAUAUUUUCUUUUGAUUACUCACAAGAUUUAAAUGUAGUUGUUAGUGGAUCUGCUGAUUGUAAAAUCAAAAUUUGGGCAUUGUCUAGUGGUUUCUUGUACAAACGUCUCUCAGACCAUUCUUGGUGGGUCCUGAAGGUCAUGCUUUGUCCAUAUCCUGCAGAAAAAGGAAGUGGUCAUCAAGAUCGCCAUUUGUUAUUUAGUAUGGAUAAAACUGUGAUUGUUGUUCGAUUAGUUAGCCUAAUGUCUCAAGCAACUUUACCCGAAGGCCUGUAUUUAACUACUUUAUACUCAAUUGGUCUAGGUUAUGUGGAUGAUGUGGCGUUUUUUACUCCUGGUUUAUACUUUGACGGAGAAUUUUUAUAUUUUCCUAAAGAAUCUUUAGAUAAUCGGGGUACAACUGUGCUUUGUAAAUGGGAUGUGAAGAUGAAGAAAAUGAUUUCUGAGUCCGACUUGAAUUUGAAAGUGAAAGCCUUGCUUGGUGUCGGUAAGAAGUAUGUUGUUGUUUUAACCCCAUGGCAUCAUAAAUCAAAUGUUCCCAACUUCAUUGUUCUGGAUAAAGAAAGCAAUGAGAAAAUUGCUGUUUGGAAUGUUCCUCCAUCAAAAUUAACUACACCCAACUGUUCACGAUUAUGUUUGGGUGAAACUAACUGGCUGGAUGGCUUAGAUGGGAAAAAUGAUGAAGGAGUUUUACUUACUGCUGCUAUCGAGGAAAACUGUGUCUAUGUGUUGAAGUGGGUUUCUAGUUCAGAUGAAAUGAUAACAUGUUAGUAUAAAGUGCAACUUAUUUUUGUACACUUUAAUCUUCUAUUAAUGAUGCAUAUUUUGGUACUAAAAACUGAAUCCUCUUAAAGAUAUAACUGUUAUCACAAUUGUUAUGUUUUCAAAUUCGUGUUAUAACAAAUUUUAUGUGUAAUAUAUCAUUGUAAAUAUACAUGCUUCAUUGUCUAUAUUUCCCUGCUAUGAUAUGAAAUUAGUUCAAUUGGUGCAAACAAAAUUAAUUUUCAUACAUUUCAUGUGCUAUGUAGUUGUAGAUAUGCUUGUGCUAUGCAGGAAAAAUAAUUAUUUUUUGUUUUGAUUUAGUUUUAGUUUUAACUCUUCUCAAAACUCAAUUACUUCCUUAUAAUUAUGGCAUUUUUUUAAUGUCUCGUGUUCCUUAUUAUUUUUUUGAACAGCUUGGAAAAUGGCUUGUCAACUCACAAUUGUUUUUCAAUGUACAUUGUUUUUUUUUUUUUGUUUGUUUUUUUUUUUAAUUUUAUAAAUUGUGUCAUGUCUUAAACAUUUGGUAGAUAAUGUAAUUUUUUAAUUUUAAGUCAAAUUCAGAAGUAAUUUUUAACAUUAGCAAAAGGAUAUGGAUUUAUUUAUGUGAAAUAUAGAAAUAGUUAAAUGUAUUUUUUUUUUAUCUAUAAAUAUUUGGCAGAUAGUGUAAUUUUUUUUUUUUUUUUACUCAAAUUCCAAAGUAACUUCCAAUUAAAUUCCUUUACCAAAGAAUUAGAGAUUUAUUUACUUGCAUUUUACGAAUAAUUUAGUAAAUACAAAUGUAAAAACAGUUUAGAGGAGUGGAUUUAAAUAAUUUUUAUGUUUGGCAGAUUUUUGAUAUUUUACAUUGAGUUCUUAGAUUUUAGAGGUAUUUCAACUUUUUUAUAACCCCAUCAAAACUGGUGAAUGAAAAAAAGAAAUACAUCCCCAGGCCCACAAACAGGGAGUUUAUACGUACUAAAGAGUACGUAUGCAUACUUAUACUAGAGAACUGUAUUAAAAUCAUGCUCAUGCAGGGAUGAAAAACUUACGCGAAAAAGCGGCAGUCAACUUUUUUUCUCCCAAUUUUUAAAAUUUCCAACCAUGUUAAAAAUAAUGAUAGGCACUGAAAACUAUGACGUGUUUCUAACUCAUUAGCAUAUUUGUUAUCACAAGCAUAAGAAAUGUAUGCUUCUAACUUCAAUU
Messenger RNA from Parasteatoda tepidariorum (common house spider), 2756 nucleotides. Its product is annotated as F-box/WD repeat-containing protein 2. Lineage: Eukaryota; Metazoa; Arthropoda; Arachnida; Araneae; Theridiidae. The record is from RefSeq and is a predicted model, not a curated record. Gene Ontology annotation, molecular function: protein binding.